AUGGACCGACUGGUUGAAACCUCAUUUGGUGGCCUAAACGAGGGAUUUCAGUUUGGAAUUAACAACGGUUCAGUCAACGCCGAAAUAUAUCUAGCUCCACAACGGCCAGAAACUCCUCCAGGUCCCUGCUCCACCGUCCCGUUCAACCGCGACCCAGAAUUCGUCAAUAGGGGUACCCUCCUAUCCCAAAUACGCGAGAAAAGCUCACAAUCGGCCCGAAUAGCUCUUGUCGGGCUAGGUGGUGUCGGAAAAAGUCAAUUACUCGUCGAAUACUCCUAUCAAGUCCGAGAAAUAGACCCAGGAACAUGGGUCUUUUGGAUACACGCGAGCAAUCCUUCUCGAUUUGAGGCAGACUAUCUAUCACUGGCAGAGACACUGAAGAUUCCCGGUCGCCAUAAUCCAAAAUCGAACAUAUUUCAAUUAGUUUGCAACUGGCUUCAGGAUGAAAGGAAAGGGAAAUGGAUUCUGGUGAUUGACAAUCUGGAUGACUAUUUCCUUGACCAACCCGUUCAAGUUCCUUCACACACAGACGGCUCUCGGGGUGAUGAGAGAACCAGACUUGAUUCUUUCUUGUCGUUUUUGCCUCGAUCUCAAAGUGGUUCCAUCAUAAUUACUACAAGGAGCAAGGAGGUUGCUUUGAAGUUGGGUUAUGAGAGAGAUAUCAUCCUCGUCGAGCCGAUGGAGCAAUCUCACGCUUUGGCACUCGUUGAGAAGAAACUCUUGGUCCCCGCAGAGCCCGGCGAUAUAUGUCAAUUGAUUGAUAAGCUAGAUUAUAUGCCUUUGGCUAUUGCACAGGCAGUGGCGUACCUCAACAAAAGGGGAGCGCGCUGUUCCGUGACGCAGUACUUGGAGGAGUUUGAACGAAACGACCGAAAGAGAGUUAGACUCCUGAAAACAGAGCCAAAUAAUCCACUUCGAGAUCACGAAGCAGCCAACCUGAUCAUGGAUACCUGGCAAAUUUCUUUCAACCAUGUCCAGCGGAUUAGAUCCUCAGCAGCAGACAUCUUAUCUCUGGCGAGCUUUUGUGACCGACAGGAAAUUCCGGACAUCUUGCUUCGAAUCGACCCAGAGUCCGAAAACGAUACUGAUUCAGUUGCGGGUGAUGAAUUUGAAGAUGAUCUCCAGAUACUGACGGAUUUUUUAUUCAUUUCUCCAAAUGCAGAUGGGAGAACCUUCCAAAUGCACAGUCUAGUACAGCUGGCCACAAGAAGUUGGCUGGAAAAACACGGGGAUCUGGAAAGGUGGAAAGAACACUUUAUCAAGAUUCUCGCGGUCGAGUUCCCAACUGAGAUUUAUGAAGACUGGGAACGAUGUCAAGUGCUAUUCCCGCACACAAAAUCGGCUUUGAGGCACCGGCCUGUAACGGAGGGUACAUUAUCUACCUGGGCUACUUUACUUGACAACGCGGCAAAUUAUGCGGCCGAAAAAGAAAGAUAUCGUGACUCAUUGGAAAUUUUGCAAGCCGUUAUCACCGCGAGGGAAGCCAUACUCGGCUCGAACCACGAUCAUACACUCAUGAGUAAAGGCUAUAUGGGUUUGAUAUAUGGAAUAUUUGGCUUGAAGAAUGAGUUUCAAACUAUUUCCAAGGAAGUUUACUGCGCUUUUGCUAAGCUCCAUGGGCCGGGGCACGCCGAAACGCUCGCCGACAUGGUAAUUUUGGGCAGGAUAUUGGUGGAGAACAAUCGAUUUUUCGAGGCGGAAGCACUUCUUCGAAGCUCAUUAGAGAUUGAUAAUAAGCUAUCUAUGGGGGUUGGAAGCCUUCGCACGAGUAUAAUUCUCGCCAUUCUUUCAUGGGCGCUUCUCCAACAGGGCAAAUAUCAAGAGGCGGAAAAACUACAGAUAAUGUCACUAGAAAUCGACAAGAAGGUCCUCCCGGAAGUUCACCCUUACAAUUUGAAGGCCAAGUUCUCGCUUGCUUCGAUGUACCAGUGUCAGUCUCGAUGGGCGGAAGCAGAAGAAAUGAAUCUUGAAGCUUUAGAGGACACCAAGAAGGUGAUGGGGCAAGCAAAAUCUUUAAGAUUGCUUAUCAUGAAAAACCUCGGAGAGAUAUACAAAUUUCAAAAAAGAUGGUCAGAAGCGGAGAGUCUCUUUCAGCAGGCUUUGAAAAUUUGCUUGGAAGUCUUUGGGCUGAAUGACUCUGUGACUACUUACAACAUAACCAGCCUCGCGCAAGUUUAUUGGCAAUCGGGCCAUCUUCAAGAAGCCGAAAUAUUCCAAAAGAAAUGGCUCGAGAUAUUUCAGGAGGAUCACGGAAGAAAUCAUCCUGAGGCGGCGGUGGUGAUGAUGAAAGAGCUAGCUGUGGUCUAUACACUACAAGCUCGCGGAUCAGAAGCCAAAGCCCUUGCAUUCCAUACCAUGGAAGCUUAUGAUAGAAUGAAAAAUGGUCAGUUUCUUGACCUGGAAACUUUGACGGAUUUGAUUUGGGUUUGUCACAAGCAAAAUCUUUCGAAGGAAGCGGAGGCCCUGCAAAUGGAAUAUUUGGAAGAAUCAGAAAGA
This is a messenger RNA of Penicillium cosmopolitanum, 2496 nucleotides long. RefSeq lists its product as uncharacterized. The record is from RefSeq and is a predicted model, not a curated record. The transcript is spliced from 2 exons. The annotation marks the transcript as partial. Lineage: Eukaryota; Fungi; Ascomycota; Eurotiomycetes; Eurotiales; Aspergillaceae. Gene Ontology annotation, molecular function: protein binding.